AUGCGCAAAGCGUCCAAACAUAAAAAGUCCAUGUCCUCUGAAAGUGUUCAGUACACAAACGAUGAAGCUACUGCUACAAAGGCCUACGCUGUUCGACUUGGCUACUGGAGUGACCCCUAUAUAAAGCUUUUCUGUCCGAUUCCAUCUUCAUCGACACCAGAAAUCAGUCGUGGAUAUUAUGUUCGUGUUCAGACCUUUGAAGCAGUAGUAAUUCGCUUUAUUCAGGAAUGUAACAAAGUGUGUCAAGUCGUGAAUCUCGGUGCUGGUUCAGACACCCUCUUUUUUCGACUAAAAGAUAAAGACCUUCUUCCCAAAGCCUACAUUGAGUUGGACCUUCCCGGAAACGUGAGAAAGAAGAUUUUCACGCUACAACGAAAUAAAGCCCUACAAGCAGCUCUACCCACUGGCGAUUCAGGGUUCCUACCGUCUACUGCACCAAAGGAUAGGAUCUCUUUUGGAUGUUAUCAUCUGCUCAGCUUUGAUCUUAAAGCACCCUCUGCCUCGUUGAUCAGUUUGUUAUGCGAUUCUCCCGAUGGGCCUUCUCUUUCACCCGGCCUUCCUACCCUUUUUCUCGCUGAAUGUGUCCUCGUCUAUAUUCCCACGGAAUUCUCGAGUUCCCUCCUCUCUACUCUCUCCAAUAAGUUCACGCAGGCUGCCUUUUUAAAUUAUGAGCAAGUAAAUAUGCAGGAUAAGUUUGGUGAAAUUAUGCAAAGUCACUUCCGCGACAGAUCUUGUGAAUUACCUGGUCUCGCAGCUUGUGGCUCACUGGAGGAGCAAAAAUCCCGAUUUAUAAAUAACGGUUGGACGGAAGUGCAUGCGUGGACCAUCAACGAAGUGUUCAGUUCCUUUCCUCAGGGUGCCAUAUCAAGAAUCAGUCAACUGGAGAUGCUGGAUGAUACGGAAAUAACACAGCAGUUAUAUGAUCACUAUUGUAUCGUGCUGGCCACCAACACUGGAGCGAUUUGUCACUGGGAUUCGCUGAAAAUGGCUCUCUCGGAUUUGAAAUAG
Molecule: messenger RNA, 1008 nt
Organism: Echinococcus granulosus
Lineage: Eukaryota; Metazoa; Platyhelminthes; Cestoda; Cyclophyllidea; Taeniidae
Product: Leucine carboxyl methyltransferase
Exons: 7
Coding region: 1-1008 (335 amino acids)
Biological process (GO): C-terminal protein methylation
Cellular component (GO): cytosol
Molecular function (GO): protein C-terminal leucine carboxyl O-methyltransferase activity
Source: RefSeq, a predicted model, not a curated record